Fonsecaea multimorphosa CBS 102226 is the source of this 855-nucleotide messenger RNA. RefSeq lists its product as uncharacterized. The transcript is spliced from 2 exons. Lineage: Eukaryota; Fungi; Ascomycota; Eurotiomycetes; Chaetothyriales; Herpotrichiellaceae. The record is from RefSeq and is a predicted model, not a curated record. The coding region runs from base 1 to 855 and encodes 284 amino acids.
AUGGGGCCGCACGCUACCUUUCUGUACCCAACGGAACUGCUGACCCUGAAUAACAUCGAUGUGAUUCAAGUCAGCUACCAGACGGUCUGGAAAAGUGUGGAUUUGUCGAUAUUUUGUGAGCUGAGUCCAGGCUCGGAUCAAUUUGCAUUGGCCAAUGUAAACCAAAUCGAGUCAAAUGGCACGUAUGCCAUUGCGCCAAUUCAAGCCGGGAUGCAAAUCCCCCAGUUCCCUACCUAUUGCAAUCUCAAGCUCUGCGAUGCCCAGAACAGUACAGACUCUACAACAGCAGCUGGCUUCACAAUGAUCAGCACCCAAGGCAUUGCUACAACCUUCGCUUUGGCCGCUACUCGAGCAGCAACGACCUCGGCAUCAGUGACUGGCGAUUCUACCAUGGCUACGAUAAGCUCUACGCAAGCCUCUGCAUCAACGGGAGCUGCCAUUAUGACCUCGCCUGGGGCUUCUGCAGCAGCCGAGACAGCCGUUUCUUCAACCCCUCGGUCUGGCGGACUAGGUAACGGCGCCAAAGCCGGUAUCGCCAUUGGCGUAAUCCUCGGCAUAAUCGCCUUGAUAGCCGCCAUUUUCUUCUACUUACGCACCAAACGGCGAAUGAAAGAGGUGGGAAAUAUGGAAACACUGAGAAGUACAGCGUCGUCAGUGGACGUCGCACUUUCCGAAAAGACUGCAGUAGAAGACCCUGCGCCAUCGUCAUCUGCAUCCACGCCCUUACCAUCUUCGGCUGAAAACGAUGGAUCUCGAGCUGCGGUCUUCAAGAUUGGGGGGAAUCACCGCAAUUCAGAAGACUGGAGACGUUUUUUUGGCAACGGGAAAAUCCAAAAGCCCGUACCUUCGUCUUAA